Messenger RNA from Thyridium curvatum, 2721 nucleotides. RefSeq lists its product as uncharacterized. The transcript has 7 exons. Bases 1 to 2721 code for a protein of 906 amino acids. Gene Ontology annotation, molecular function: proline dehydrogenase activity; FAD binding. NCBI's taxonomy places the organism in Eukaryota, Fungi, Ascomycota, Sordariomycetes, Thyridiales, Thyridiaceae. The record is from RefSeq and is a predicted model, not a curated record. Gene Ontology annotation, cellular component: mitochondrion.
AUGGAAAGGAUACGCCAACGCCGCAGGGAAGCGGUAGCUUCCAACGAACCUCUGACCCCGGAGGAGCUCGAGGCCUUGUACCGCGCGUCUCGACUCUCGAUCCCGACCGUGGCCCGCAUCCCCGCUGCCUCGGCCCUCUCCUUCAUGACCGGCAUGGGCCUGGGCCUCGUGCAGGGCAGCAAGAUGGCCGGCUUGCGUUUCCGGGCUGAGCACGCGCACAAGCUGCCGCAGACGACGACGGGCUGGUACAUGUACCACAAGAGCAAGAACUAUCAUGUGGCCCUCGGCGGCGUGCGCGAGGGGCUCAAGAUGGGAGCGCGGGUCUCGGUCUGGACGACGGCCAUGUUUUGCAUCGAGGCCAUGUUCGACAACUACCGGGGCUCGACGGAUUUUGUCAACACGGUCCUCGCCUGCGUUAGCGUGGCCGGCGGUUUCAGUCUCUGGAAUCGUCUUCCACUCGUAAUGGCAGCUCGAACGACAAAGACGGCUUUGGGAGUGGGCCUUAUUUACGGCGGUCUCCAAGACCUGGCCGGUAUCGCCAGAGGACGCCACAUUGGCUACGUGGACUACAUUCGAAAGACAAUGCUGGGUGGUGGGGAUGAAGCGAGAGGUCCAGCGUCUCGCAGAGCCGCAGCAGACCGAAGACAGAGUCUCCAGGGCAGCACAGAGGCCCCACAACAGGCGCAACCACAGCCAACAGGGAGGGCAGCCCAGAGCCAGGGGCCCUCUGGCGCAUGGAAAUUCGCGGUGAUUGAGUUCUCCGUCAAGGCCGCUAGCGAUGGGGACCGACAGGGCCACUCGUGGGGUUUGGCUUGGUGCGAUUUCCAAUUCCUUGUCCUGGUGGCGUCUCCCGAGCGAAAUCGCACCAAGACAUGCCAGCCAAGCUUAUCAGCGCCCGGCUACGAGCGGCUUUCAUGGCGCCGGGGCACAAUCCAGUGGUCCCUUGAUGGUUUCAUCAUUGAUAAUACCUACCCUCCAAGGCUUUUAUCUGAAGGCGAGAAGAAAGUCCCCACCGUCGAUGAUGUACCUGUCUCACCUUGGGAAUAUGGUUGUGUAACAUGUUUUGAUCUCGCAUCCUACUACAACGUGAUGCUCAACCUUGUCAUUGCGCGACUCAUCGGGCAACUCAUACCUGGGCCACCCACCCGAAUCGUAGGAAAGGAAGACAACAAGAGAUAUGGCGCCGACAUCAGCAACGGCAGUGACUUCCAUCUGCAGGAACCCGCUGCAGUCGGGGCAGAGACCUGUCCUCGUCGCCCUCCUCUCCGCCAACAGCCCCAUCGCUCCCACAUGCACGAUAUCAUCGAGCAGGAUACGAAAGCACAUCUCGUCAACAACACCGCGACGGUCAGCCUCGACCGCCUCCUCAUCCCGGUCGAUCCACUCAUCGUCUACCAACCGCACCGCAUCCGCGCUCCUGACCCCGGACCCCGCCGCAUCAUCCACCGCCGAGAUGCCCGCCGCCAAGGCCCCUGCGCCGCUCUCCGUCCUGCCGCUGACGGCCGUCCUGCGCUCCCUCGCCACGACGACCGUCUCGUCCUCGCGGCUCCUCCUCCCGCCCUCCCUGGCCGCCAUCGCACCUUCUACGCCCAGUUCUGCGCCGGCGAGGACCCGGCCGAGGUGCGCCGGACCAUCGACGGGCUCAAGCGCAUGGGCUUCUCGGGCGUCAUCCUCGGGUACGCCAAGGAGGUCGUCCUGUCCGAGGAGCAGCGCAAGGACCUGGCCAGCAGCCAGACGGGCGAGGCGGCCGAGGACUGCGUCAGGAACGAGAUCACGCCCUGGGCCGCGGGCACGAUGGAGACGGUCAAGCUGGCGCAGCCGGGUGACUUUGUCGCAUUGAAGUUCACCGGCGCGGGCCGACAAGCCCUCUACAACCUCGCCGAGCGGCUCCCGCCCUCCAAGGCCCUCGCCGACGCCAUCGACGGCAUCUGCACCCUCGCCGCCUCCCGCGGCAUCCGCCUCCUCUUCGACGCCGAGCAGCACGCCCUGCAGGCCGGCAUCGACGACUGGACGCUCGAGUACAUGCGCCGCUUCAACACGGCCGACCGGGCGACCAUCUACGGCACCUACCAGGCCUACCUCAAGCACGCGCCCGCCGUCGUCUCAGAGCACCUGCGCAUCGCCCGCGACGAGGGCUUCACGCUGGGCGUCAAGCUGGUCCGCGGCGCCUACCUCGGGUCCGACCCCCGCCAGAUCAUCCACGACACCAAGGCCGACACCGACGCCUGCUACGACGGCAUCACCGAGGCGCUCCUGAGGCGGGAGUGGAACGCGCCGCUGACCAGGCCCGCCGACGGCAACGGCGCCUUCCCCAACGUCAACAUGGUGCUGGCGUCCCACAACGCCGACAGCGUCAAGAAGGCGCGCGCCCUGCUCGAGUCCGGGCUGCGCGGCACCGAGGUCGCCUUUGCACAGCUGCAGGGUAUGGCCGACGAGGUCAGCUGCGAGCUCGUCGCCACUUCCUCGAACGGCGCCGGGUUCGCCGAGACCAGCGCCGGUGAGGCCCGGGCCCAGACGACGGGCGUCGGCGCCGUCGAGCCCCUGGGGCGGCCGCAGGCGUACAAGUACCUGGUCUGGGGCUCCACGGGCGACUGCAUGAAGUACCUGCUGCGCCGUGCGUACGAGAACCGCGACGCCGUGCAGCGGACAAGGGACAGCCGUGACGCCAUGCGUGCCGAGCUGUGGAGGCGGCUGAAGGGCGUGUUUGGGCUAGGUGCUUAA